Molecule: messenger RNA, 3551 nt
Organism: Anopheles maculipalpis
Lineage: Eukaryota; Metazoa; Arthropoda; Insecta; Diptera; Culicidae
Exons: 9
Coding region: 44-3550 (1168 amino acids)
Biological process (GO): cell-cell adhesion
Cellular component (GO): cell-cell junction
Molecular function (GO): cell adhesion molecule binding
Source: RefSeq, a predicted model, not a curated record
AGUUCUAGAUUAACCGAACCAAGGAAAAACGAGUGAUGACGUCAUGAUACCGAGAGUUAGUCACCGUAUCUGGAUUAUCGUUUCUUGGUACCUUCUGUUAAAAUGUUGUCCAGCACAGAAAGAUGUCGUUCGCAACCCGGCCAGCAAAGGGGUAGAACAUAUUUUCCACCAAAAUUUAGAUAAUAAUCAAUUCGAUAAUGAUUUCCAAUCGGAUCACGCUACAGUACGUGAUGCAAUACUAUCGAAAAUAUCGGCGAAGCGGAAAGAUACACCAUUAUUCACCUCGAAAAGAGUGGAAACCCCAGCCCCCAGUGCUGUAAACAGUAGACGUAAGAUAAAUGUAGCGUAUGAAAAUUUAGAUAACGUUUUACAUGCCACCGAGAAAUUUGGAGGAACUGUAGAAACUUCUACAGACAAAACAUCACAAAACCCAUCGAAUUUUUUGGAUGCUUCAAGACCAACUGUGAGCAAGUUUCAUCUGUACGAUUUUAACGAUACUUCUAGAAAUCGACGAUACCGAAGAUCGGCGAAAACGGUAGAUAGUGCAGAGAGCCACUCGGUACAGUACAUCCCCAACGUUUCCGCACUGUCCUUUCUCCAAGCGACAACCGACAUUUUCAUGCCCGUGACGACCGCUCUCGUCAACGUGCAUGAUGGUGAUGCACCGAAUAACGGUAGGCGUUCCAACGGUGACACUAAUAGUAGUAACUCCGGACACAAAACAAGCCCAGCUGUGAUCGAUAGUUUAAAAGCGAGUAAUUUAGAUCAACAAAUUAGCCGUAACCCUGCAGCGGUGGAGGACGACGCAUCGCGCCGGAUAGCAAAGCCCUUGGGAAAUUCUUCAACAUCAGUUGCACUAAAAACUGCACAAACUUUCCCACCAACGAAACCUCCCGGGAAGACGCAUCCACUUUCACACUUGGCCGACGAUCCAACGGAACGAGCAAUUACACCGUCGCAUUCAGCGGUGACAACUGACAGCCACCAUUACGGCAAAGAACAACCACCCGGUGGUGCCGGUGAGCCAAGUUUCAUAUUGCUUGACGACAGCGUCUACAUUACACCCGCUCACACCGACCGCAACGGUACCCUGCCGUCCCUACCCUUCCCGGGCUAUCCGUCCGCCAGAUCCGGAGACCUAACGCUUGACGCUGCCACUGCCAUUUUUGGUGGGCGAAACUUUGACGAACAAAUCAUCUUUCUCAAUGGACCGGAUCUGCUGGAGACAAGUGUCGAACAGGAGUCAUCAUCUUCCCCGGCCGGGUCCGACCAGGGACGGCGACUAAUGGGAAAAGUUCAGCGUGCGGUACGGCCCCACGGUACCUUCGAUCGAAGCCGACACAUGCCGCAGCAGGAGCAGGAGGAGGAACUGCCAUUAGCUCUGCCAUUGAGACCAAUCAUUCGUGACCCGGCGGAGGAGCAGCUGGCGGAGGACAAUGUGGUGCUGGUGUACGCCGACCAGCACGAAACGGUACGGCUGAACUGUGAGGUCGACGCCGACAUUACGACGGGUGUGUGGCUCAAGGACGGUCAGAUAGUGCACGCGAUGGACAAGAAGUCACGAACCGCUGAUAUCCGGUUUGUGCGCGAAUCGUUCGGUGCGCUUACCAUCUCGAAUGUGAUGCUUGAGGAUGACGGGGUGUGGCAGUGUGAGGCGGAAAAUGCGCGCGGAUUCUUCUUCAACGGGCGGCCAAUAAAGUUGAUCGUGCUCGAUCCACCGAGGGAACCAUAUUUGCUGAUCGAUUCUCGGCGGCUCGAUGCGGGCAACAUGUUCAUCCCGGUGAAGGAAAACUCCGAACUGACGCUCGCCUGCGUUAGCGAAGGAGGUAACCCGAGGCCCACACUUACCUGGGAGGUGCUGCUGAGUCCCGGCAUCGACAGGCACGCACAGAAACUAUCGAACGAUGUGCUGGAGCUGCAGGAGAUCAAGAAGGAUAAGGAUUCGGCAGACAAGGAACCGUACAAGAUCAACACCGGUGCCAUAUCGGAGGCCCGAUUGCCCGCCGUCUUCCGGGUGCAUCACAACGCUCGCAUCCUCUGCAUCAUGGAACAUCCGACGCUGAAAGUACGCCAAAAUGCUUCGAUUCUGCUCGAUGUGCAGUACACACCCUCGUUUGCCAUCACGCGAACACCCGGCUUUGGGUAUCCGCUACGGGAGGGCAUCGAAGUUUCGCUCAAGUGUGAUGUCGAUUCGAACCCGCCCAGUACGCCGCUGUGGCAGAAGGACGAUGGGGAUCCGCCGGUACCGCAAACGGGCGAUGGAUUUCUCAACUUCAGCUCGAUCCGGCGGGAACAUUCGGGCUGGUACAAGUGUACCUCGAGGCAUCUCAAUUUUCAGUACUCGAGCAUCGGAUAUUAUCUCAGCGUGCGAUACGACCCGGUCGAUGUUACUUCCGAACCAGUGGAACAAGAUCUUUCCCUAUCACCGUCCUCAUCAUCUUCAUCAUCUUCCUCGCCCGCAUCGUCCUCAGCCGCCUUCACACCCAUCAACGGUGCUGGAACUUCUUCAGGCGGACCCUUCCCAGGAAGUGUACCGAUCGGAACCAACCCCUUCAAAGCCGGUGGCCAAAUGGAAGUCGAACUCGGUGGUUCCGUUACAUUGCAGUGCCCGCAAGGCUCACUCGGUUGCUGGUCGCAUCUGGAUUCGGCAUCGGCUCGCCUGAAAGGAACCGGCUCGGGCAGCUACACUCAAACCGGUCAGCUUUCGCUAAAGGACGUCGUCUACCAGGACGCCGGCACGUACAAAUGUGUCGGCCAGAGCACCGGUAACCGCAAAAAGCUGGAUGUGCAUCACACGGGAUCGACUGCGGUCAGAGGAGUACCUAAAGUAACUGCACGCAAUUCGACGCCCGUAGCAUUGACAGGAACGCCCUUGCAUCUUUCGGUAGAAUUUUGCUCCAAUCCUCCUGCAUAUGCAGCGAGGUGGCUCCAUGGUGAUCGCAUCUAUACACCGGGAAACCAAUAUGGUGGUGAAGUGUUUGCCUAUGGCUUUACGGAUUUGCCAACGCCACACUGCAAGGAGGCACGUCUGACCUACGUGCACAUGCACGAGAAGGUGCCGAGGACGUUCUACUUUGUCGUCUCCUCGCCGGGCGGUGUCGCUGAAGCCGUGUUCAAAGUCAACUACACCCUGAGGCAAACCAAAGCGAAUGGAUCGUUCAGCUCGUCGUCCUCGCACUCCGGUGCCGGGACCGGAUCACACGGAAACUCGUUUUCAUCCUCCCCGAGCUCCUCCUCCUCAUCCUCUGUGUCAAGCGUAGCGAGUACGGGCAACGGUGGCCUGUACGGGUACAAAAUCGGUCCCAAUACCAUCAACACCGUGCCCGGGAAUGGGCUGGACGAUGACGAGGAGCUGAUGGAGCCGGAAGAAAUUCAUUUUCCCAUCUUCGGCACCGGUCGUGCCGCAUUCGCCCCACCUCCCUAUCCCGUCCAUCUGCUCAUGGCUGUAUCCUUAAGCAUUCUGCUGCACUUUGGCAUUCCUGGCGCGGUCCUAACAUCGUCUUGGCCGAUCGACACUGCUGUAAUGUGGCACGGUGCAGCGAUACGAUAGA